Messenger RNA from Eucalyptus grandis, 624 nucleotides. Its product is annotated as aquaporin PIP2-7-like. Lineage: Eukaryota; Viridiplantae; Streptophyta; Magnoliopsida; Myrtales; Myrtaceae. Gene Ontology annotation, cellular component: plasma membrane. The record is from RefSeq and is a predicted model, not a curated record. The transcript is spliced from 4 exons. Gene Ontology annotation, biological process: transmembrane transport. Gene Ontology annotation, molecular function: water channel activity. The coding region runs from base 1 to 624 and encodes 207 amino acids.
AUGACGAAGGGAAGUGAGCGAGGAAGCACAGACCCACCACCAUGGCAAAGACUACGUCGACCCCCCGCCGGCUCCCCUCCUCGACAUGGGCGAGCUCAGCUCUGGUCCUUCUACAGGGCCCUCAUUGCGGAGUUCAUCGCCACCCUCCUCUUCCUCUACGUCACCGUCGCCACCGUCAUCGGCCACAAGAAGCAGACCGGGCCGUGCGACGGCGUCGGCCUCCCUCGGCAUCGCCUGGGCCUUCGGUGGCAUGAUCUUCUUCUCGUUUACUGCACUGCUACAGCAUAUCCAGUGCAAGAACUCUUCAAAGAUUUGCAUCUUUUGUUGAUGGGCUUCGAGGUGUUCUUUGUGCUUCAUUUGUAUGGCUCUCGUGUUCACAACCUUCGUGGACACAUCAACCCGGCUGUGACAUUCGACUAUUUUUGGCAAGGAAAGGCAUUCAUGAAGCCCUUCUACAACUCGCUCGGAGGUGGUGCCAACUCGGUGGCUACGGGCUACAGCACUGGCACGGCUUUGGGUGCUGAGAUCAUCGGCACUUUCGUGCUGGUUUACACCGUGUUCUCGGCCACUGACCCAAAGAGGAGCGCUCGUGACUCUCACGUGCCGGUAUGUACAACUUACUAG